UUACACCAUAAUCGAUUCGAAGUUCGGCCUCCAACCAGCUCAUCAAAGUCUAACCUAAACUUGAACCUAACAUUAAGUUGAGAGUUAUUAUGAAUAUGAAUUGAUUUCAUUAACUUAGUUUACGCGAUCAGUAUGAAAGUACCACCAUCAAAUUUGCUAGACUAUUUUAUGAAACAUGGGAGAUAAAGAGCACCAUGUACAUUUUAGUGGUGGAAGUGGACUUGGAAAGGAUAACAAUAUUAUGAUACAACCUCAGAGACAUGGCCACAUUGAUGCUCACUUAGGAUUCUUACAAUUAUAUCAUAGAUAUCAUAUAGAAUUCUCAAUACCAUGGAACACAUGUACUCAUGCGGAAAAAGAAAAAAAAGAGGAGGUGGAAGUUCCGCCUCCGGCAAUAAUUGCAGAAAAUCACAAUCCAAACUGUCACAUUGUCGAUCUUGCACAAGAAAAAGACGGUUUAAGAUUGAAGAUAGAAUUGCUGGCAUAUAAAGAAAAAAUAUUAAAGGAGGAAGUCCAAAUAAUGUGUUGUUCAUCAGGUACACCAUUGAAAAUUGUAUUAAACGCACGUGUUUUGGCGAAGGAUAAGGGCACACCAUUGUUAAGAAAUGGCAUACGCAGUAUUGCUAUAGAAGGAGUAGACGAAGACGAGAUUUCUGAAUAAAUCUGCUUGCUGUUGAGUUCUCGAUGAUAGAAGCGUCGAGCUUUGUCGAGUACCAAAAGUUCGAACAAAUGAAUAAUCGGUGAAAUUACAUAACAUUCUAAAACAGAAUGGAUAAUACAAUCGUGAAAGAUUAAUGAAAUGUUUCGCAAGAUAAGAUGCCUACUGAAGAUUUGCCUACUGUUACUAUUUUAAGCAUAUAUCACGAGCGAAAUGCUUGCAAAAGCUAUGACACCACUUAUUAUCUGCUAAUUAUAUACCCACAGAUUAU
Nylanderia fulva is the source of this 929-nucleotide messenger RNA. RefSeq names its product adipose-secreted signaling protein. Lineage: Eukaryota; Metazoa; Arthropoda; Insecta; Hymenoptera; Formicidae. The record is from RefSeq and is a predicted model, not a curated record.